Molecule: messenger RNA, 1767 nt
Organism: Blepharisma stoltei
Lineage: Eukaryota; Ciliophora; Heterotrichea; Heterotrichida; Blepharismidae
Source: the annotation of a GenBank genome assembly
AUGCGUGCAUUAGAAAUCGCAAAUGCUAUUUAUGAAUCAAUAACUGCAUGAAAGCUAGCAUUAUGGAUUUUGCCAGCCAAUACUCUACUAUUAGCAGCUUUAUUAGUUCCAUCAUUACUUACAUCAGGACUUAUCUCGACAAUACACUUAAUAAAAUCAAGCUCAUCUUUAUGCUUACUCAUAUUCAUUACUGUCUCGUUCUGGUGCUUUUAUGCGACACAGCUUAUUUUUUACAUUUUCCUUGAUUCAUUGAAUUCUGCAAUAUACAUUAAAAUGGCAACACGUGCCAAAUCUGCCCUCUUGGCGCAAUGAUCCGAUCUCAUGGCCACGGCAAACUAAGAUGAAUUCCGAGUAGAUAAGCAAGUUCAACCUCAGGUAAUACGUACCCAGAUAGGCUUUGGCUGCCUUCCUUUAGUUGAAAAUGGAGGUGCCCAGCAGCGUCCUUUUGAUCUAAUAUAACCAAUGAGCAUUCCUCUAUCGAGAAAAUGGAGUUUCGGCUCAGGCUACAAGGGAGUAGUCUUUUUUCUGUAGAUGUCGAAGGAAAGCAUUUCGACACCAGAUAGACUCCAGUUGAUCCUUGGAAUCAAUCUACUUCAAUCGCCUGUAGCAGGGUCGCAGAAAUGGAUAAGCACUCAAGACUGAAGCAGCAAGGAGGAGACAGAAGAUACCAGAAGGUGACCCGUUUUCUGGGGAUAUACCCUCUGGGCUGGAUUCGAAAAGUGCUAGAGCAUAUAGCAUCUGCAUCACCAAUAUGGCUAGCACCUGACUUUAAAUAGCCUAGCCUAGCCACUGAAUUCUGCAGAAAGGAAGAGAAUUGGGCAUUACCUAUUAAAUGAUUCCAUGCUAUUACAAUUCGUAGUUAUUUCUCUUGGAGAUAGCUCAAAUAAUAGCAUUGAAAUAUUAAUUUGGGCUUUUAUCUUCGUUUAUUACUCCUCAUGUAAAGUUCUGAGUAUCAUUGCAAAGUCUAGACUUCAAAAUAAUCAUAUUAGAAACCUGCAAGAAUUGAUAAUGACUACGAUUGGGGUGACAGCAGGCUUUAUUAUUUUUACAGCUUACGUGUUCUCGAAUGCAAGUCCAAGCUUGAUUUUAUUGAUAAAUUACGAUGGGAUAUUAGUGCUAAAGGAAAGUGUGAUUACAUGGUAUCAGCUUAAGCAUAACUUAGCCUUAAGCAGAAGACAUGAUUUAGCAGUGAACUCAGCAGAAAUUUUAAUAAACAUAUGCAGAUGGAUUCAUCUUGCAAUUUGGUAUUCUGAAUGGUUCUUAUCGAGCCCACUCCAAAUUUUAGUUAUCAUGAGACAACAAAAAUAUAUCAUCAGUUUAAUUUCCAUAUGCAAAAGAUAUCGACAUUAUAAAAUUUCUAUGAGAAAUUUUGUUAAAAAAUACCCACCACUUACAGAAGCUGAGCUAUCCAAGCAUGGAGACGAAAAAUGCUGCAUUUGUUGGGAGCCUUUGACUCAGAGCAAGUGCAGUCGAAUUUCUUGUGGACAUAUUCAUCAUGUCGAGUGUAUAAGAACCUGGGUUUUAAAUAAUACAGAAAAAAAAUGCCCUCUCUGCAACCAAAUUUUUUUACAGCCAGAAAUGGUUAGAGAGAGAUCAUGGUGAAAUUUUUCCUUUUCAAGAAACGCUGCUGGUAUGAGAGAACAAAGAGAAAGAGAAGUGGAGCAAGUAAGAGAAAUUUUGCCACACAUUCCGCAUGAGGUUAUCAGAAGAGAACUCGAAAGGACUGGGUCAAUGGAUGAAACUAUUGCAAACAUGCUUGAUGAAUAA